This is a messenger RNA of Lutzomyia longipalpis, 2725 nucleotides long. RefSeq lists its product as uncharacterized. NCBI's taxonomy places the organism in Eukaryota, Metazoa, Arthropoda, Insecta, Diptera, Psychodidae. The coding region runs from base 926 to 2641 and encodes 571 amino acids. The record is from RefSeq and is a predicted model, not a curated record. The transcript is spliced from 5 exons.
AAGAAGUGGAGGAAGCAUUAAAAGCAGUUGGAAGGCCAUUGACUAGAACAUUUAUUAUGGAACCUUCGCGUCGUUAAAGUCUCUCUUGCAUUGAAUGCUCUACUUCAAGUGCCACUCUCAAGUAUUGUUUUUUUUUUAAAUAUAUACAAAUAAUUUCCCGUGUGCUUUUCCGAGACUUUUCUUGUGUGAAUUUGCCUCGUCAUUGGAUCUUGAGAAAAAUUUCCCAACAGGACAUUUCUUACACAUCUCCAUCGCAUCGACCUCCAUCAUCAAGUACCGGAACAAAUUUUUACAAAGUGAAGUAAAGACAAAUAAAAUUGACUUGGUGGAUGAUUUGCAGAAAAAGGAAUAAUAUACAUUGUGUGCCCUAAAGUUAGAGAGACAAUAUUACCUGCAAAAAUGAACAAUUAAUUGAAAUAACUGUCGAUGUAACGUAAAUAAUUAAUUAUGAUUUUGGAUCAGUGAAAUAAAAGUUAGUUCAAGACAUAAUUACAUGUAUAACUCGGUGGAAUGAUGUUCAAAGUGAAUUCUACUCACAAAUACAGUUCUUAACUUUUAUCUCUCUUUCACACUCUUCACUUCGUAAUUUUUACCUCAAUCAGCAAAUUGAGAAAUUCUUGUGAAAAACCGUAAUAAUCUUUCAUGUUGUGAUACUAUUUUAGUUUAUAAUAAAACCAACCACUCCUUCGUACAUCAAGUGAAAAAAAAGAAAGAAUUACCAUUAAAUUGUUUCGAUAACUUCUUUUUUCUCAUUUCUAACACCUCACACUGCAUCUAUCACGGUCAAUUAAUAAUUCAAUUUUCGACCAAUAUAAACAUCUAGUAGAAUAAAUUAGUUGCGUAGGUGUGCGUGUUCUAUUUUUUCGGGGAGAGGGAAGAAAAAAACAACACCUGUGUGGCAGUAUAAGAAAGUUGGAGUGCUAAAAUGGUAACGGUGGUGCUUAGAUAUUUACUGAUGAGCACCCUUGUGCUACUGGUGAGGAGUGAGACUGUGAAUUUUCCGGGUGUUGUGGAACAAAUUAGGACAAAUCGGCAUAGUCGUGUGAGUCGGGAUUUCGUGGAUCAGAAUGAAUAUAUUCCCGUGAAGACAAUCACGAGUGCUCCCACGAGGGCUCCUGCCGAAGAUGCGGUGGAGCAUCUCAAGGAAUUUAUUCAUGUGAAUCCAGAAACACUGACGGCACAACAGAGACGUCUACUGGAGCAAAUUGUGGAUAGAGUAGCACGAUACGGUGGAUUAAUGGUGACUAACAAAAUUCCAGUGGAAUCCAACGGUGAUGAGGAUGCACAAGCGAGAGCUCAUCCAACACGGAGCGGUAUUAGAAACAAGACUAAAUCAACCACCACUAAGAGGCCAUCGUCCGUGAUGGUAACAAAGACCGUACAAAAACAGUCAACGUCUUCCGCAUCACCGGCGCAAUCUGCAUCAACAGCGUCACUAAAUCAAUCAGCCACGACUGCAAAAGCCACUCAGAAGCCGCUCACGAGGCAAAAAGUCAAGCAACCACCAACCACAGAUAGUGGAGAUUUUUCGCAAUUCACCACACUCACUCCAUCGGUACCACCUACGAAUCACGAGGUGAAGACCACAAGCGCAACAAGCAGGCACACGGUCAAACCAUCGGAAUUAUCAUUCUAUGAUUACAAUGUAACGGCUUCGGCACUCAUUGAGAGUCUCUCGAAGCCCAAUUCUGUCGCCUACCAGCAACGGAUCCGAUUGCCAGCGCCUUCCGUAUCCACCCAUCAUCACCAGACGCCACCAACCAAUGCCACAAAGAACAAGCUCCAGCAAAAACCUCCAGCUACAGGAACUUCCAAACCAACCAAGUACCACUAUUAUCCACAUAAUCAGCAUAUUUAUCUUCUGCCCGAGUGCGCUAUUCAGCAGGUUUGCAAUGCGGUCUACGUACGACUUAAUUACACCCAACCCCUCUGCGCGUGUCCAUCGAGGUAUAGAGAUCCAUGCUCAGCCAGUCUCAACGAAGAUGACUUGCAUACGACAAAAUUGAUCGGCGACAGGAGUAAAAAGGCCAUAACCUUGGCCAAGACGUGCGAGUCAACCACAGAGAUGCGUGAGUGUCGCGCCCCAAAAGAUUGGUCCCUACUGGCGCUUCAGAACGUGAGAACGGGAAAAUCGCAUUACCUUGUCAUCUGUCGCUGUCCGGAUGGCUUUCGUCUCGAUGGUCCCAUGUCACAUGAUCAGCCCACGUACGCCAGCGUCCCCGGAAUCCGGGUAUUUGGAAUGAUGUGCGUGAAGCCAGGGUACUUUGUGAAGCACCCCACACAGAGUCAGCCACCAAAGCGUCGCCCCACGAGGCCACCAUCUCACAAGUACACAGACAGUUACCACGAGGCACAGUACCAGGCCAACUACCAAUAUCUCAAUCGUCCCGGAAGUCCUCUUCCCUUCACAUCCACUAUCUCAAGUCGACCGCAGUACCAAAACAUCGUCAACACGUACAGCCGACGAACGCGCAAUGGCACCUCCACGGAAGAGUUGGAAAUGGAGGAUACAUCAGAGCAGGAUGAGGAAGAAGACCUCGAGGAUACGACGAGAAGCGAAAGGAGCUACAAGAGUUCAACACCCGAAUUUCCCAUUCAUCGGAUAAAGGAGCUAAUAGAGCAACUGCAGUGGGAUCAAUAGACUAAAAAAAGCAUUUCUAUUAAGAAAUUCUGUAGAAAUUACCUAUUUAUUGAGUUUUACGGCAAUAUAUCAAAAUGUCUAGCA